Molecule: messenger RNA, 2633 nt
Organism: Arabidopsis arenosa
Lineage: Eukaryota; Viridiplantae; Streptophyta; Magnoliopsida; Brassicales; Brassicaceae
Source: the annotation of a GenBank genome assembly
AGAAAUCGUUUGUAAAUUUGGAAUCUUUCUCUCGUUGUUUUGCUUCUGAGGAUUGCCAUGGAGAAGCAAAAUGAGGGGAAAUCUACAGAUGCUGAAACGAGCCAAAGUCAAUUAGUGGAUGAUUCAAAGGUUGAAACUUUAGAUGAUUGUGUUUCAAAGGCACAAGGUUUGAAGGAAGAAGGGAACAAGUUGUUUCAGAAGAGAGAUUAUGAUGGUGCAAUGUUUAAAUAUGGUGAAGCUAUCAAGAUACUUCCUAAGGAUCAUGUAGAGGUGUCUCAUGUUCGAGCUAAUAUGGCUUCUUGUUAUAUGCAAUUGGAACCAGGCGAGUUUGCGAAAGCGAUUUAUGAAUGUGAUUUAGCACUUAGUGUUACUCCUGAUCAUAGUAAAGCAUUGUUGAAAAGGGCAAGAUGUUAUGAGGCAUUGAAUAAGUUGGAUUUGGCUUUGAGAGAUGUUUGUAUGGUUUCGAAACUGGAUCCCAAGAAUCCCAUGGCAUCCGAAAUUGUUGACAAGCUUAAGAGAACUUUAGAGAGCAAAGGGUUAAGGGUUAAUGAUUCAGUGAUAGAGUUGCCUCCAGAUUAUGUUGAACCUGUUGAGGCUUCCCCUGCAGCACUGUGGGCUAAACUAGGCAAGUCACGAGUGAAGAAAACCAAAAAGAGCAAUCAAGUGCAAGAGAAGAGCGAGGGUGAGAAUGUAGAGACUGAGAAGAAGAACAUUGUUGCAGCUGAAAAAGGCAAGGAAAAGAUUAUCGAUAAGCAGAGCAAAAAAAAUGGAAAAGGGAAACAGUUGGAUAAGAGAAGUGAUAUGAGCAAGGAAAAGGAAAAAGUGAUAAUUGAGGAGGAACUUCUGGUUGUAGGUGUAGAAGAUGUAAACAAGGAUGUGAAAUUCGUAUACUCUGACGACAUAAGAUUGGCUGAGUUGCCUAUAAAUUGCACUCUCUUUAAACUUAGGGAAGUUGUUCAUGAGCGUUUCCCAAGCUUAAGAGCAGUUCAUAUAAAGUACAGGGACCAAGAAGGAGAUUUAGUGACAAUCACAACAGAUGAAGAGUUAAGAAUGAGUGAGGUGUCAUCAAGGUCACAGGGCACUAUGAGGUUCUAUGUAGUGGAAGUUAGUCCUGAGCAGGAUCCCUAUUUUGGAAGAUUAGUUGAGAUGAAGAAACUCAAAAUUACCGCUGAUUCUUUUAAAGCAAAGGUAUACGGAAGAGGUGGAUGUAAAGUUGAAGAUUGGAUGAUUGAAUUUGCUCAGCUUUUUAAGACCCAGGCCAGAAUUGAUUCUGAUACAUGCUUGAAUCUUCAAGAACUUGGGAUGAAACUUAAUUCAGAAGCUAUGGAGGAGGUGGUAACUUCCAAUGCAGCUCAAGGUCCUUUUGACAGAGCGGCUCAUCAAUUCCAAGAAGUGGCAGCUCGAUCAUUGUUAAAGUUGGGAAAUGUGCACAUGUCGGGGGCAAGGAAAAGGUUGAGCCUCCUACAGGGUGUUUCUGGAGAAUCUGUUUCUGACCAAGUUAAAACUGCUUAUGAAUGCGCUCAGAAGGAGCACGCAAAAGCAAAAGAAAAGUAUGAAGAGGCCAUGAAAAUAAAGCCGGAGUUUUUUGAAGUCUUUCUGGCGCUAGGUCUGCAGCAGUUUGAGGAAGCAAGACUUUCAUGGUAUUAUGUACUUGUCUGUCACCUUGAUUUGAAAACAUGGCCAUAUGCAGAUGUAGUACAGUUUUAUCAAAGCGCCGAAAGCAAUAUCAAAAAGUCUAUGGAAGUGUUGAAAAAUUUGGAAACCAAAAAGGAAAGUGAGACUUCUCAAGCAGGCAAAACCGAUUGCCUGACACAUGAAAAGGUGCCGGGUAGCUCAACUCAAAAUAACCCAGCAAAAGAAGCAGGAAGGCUAAAGUCAUGGAUAGAUAUUUUAUUAUGUACUGUACUUUAUGAGAAAUCAAUCAUGGAGUACAAACUUGACCAUCCAUUCUGGAGAGAGAGUUUAGAAGCUGCAACGGAGAAAUUUGAGUUAGCUGGAACUUGUAGGGAUGAUGUUGUUGCGAUAAUAAGUGAAGAUUCUGUGGCAGGCAAUACAUUACGAGAUCUAAGGAUUCACGUGGAAGAGAUAAUACAGAUUUUUAACGAGAUAUAUGAAGCAAAACAUUGGACAAAUGGGAUCCCAUCAGAGCAGUUGGAAGAGAUACUAAAGAGAAGGGCUGAAAAUAUCUUUCAUGUGUCAAAUAUAGCAAUCCAACGUGGUUGAAGGGGUUUCCAUGACAAAGUGUCUCACAAUGACUUUGGUCAUUAUCUUGAUCAAGCUUCAUUUCAAGGUUUUUGUCUUGUGGUUAGGGUACCAACUUCAGAUUUUUGUAGACAGAAAGAAACAUAUAUGUUCUCUUUUGUUUGUGUAACAUUUAUACCAUUGAUUUUGGCGAGGAGUGAAGCAAAGAUAUCAUGCAGAUUCUUCUUCUUCUUCCACAGGGUGAGUUGUGACUUUAUUCAUUGGUUUCUAACUCAAAUUGCAUCUGGCUUGAAACAUUCAUACACAAACAACAAAUUGGCUUCUUCUUUUUUUCCUUUCAUUUUCCUAUUUUUGGGACCUUCGCAAGAUUUUGGUGCGGAGUCAGUCAUUGUCUUGUAAUUCGUUGUUACAUAUAAAAUGUAAUGAUGUGU